UUUGGACGGUAGAAACUACAAAAAGGUCAAAACCGUGGACGAGUGAUCCAACGGCUGAAAUCAGUUUCAUCAUCUCCACUCUCCACUCAUCUUCUUGAUCCCCAAUUAGGUGCAGGUUUUGCCAUUAAAACCAAACUCACAACACACACAAACACACUCACACAACAUACAUAUAUACAUACAGAGAGAGAGAGAGGAGAGAGAGAGAGACUCAAAUACGGAUCUGAAAACCAGAUCUAAAAUCUUUCAUUUCUCCCGUACAUGAUAUCAUGGCUAAUCGAUCGCAUCUAGGGUUUCACUUAUGGAUCUGUGCGUUUCUUCUGUUAUCCAUUCAUGGACUCUCGUUCUACCUUCCAGGUGUCGCUCCACAGGAUUUCUUCAAGGGAGAUAAGCUGAGGGUAAAAGUAAACAAAUUGGCAUCUACAAAGACCCAGCUCCCGUAUUCUUACUACUCCAUUCCUUAUUGUCGCCCUAAUAAAAUAGUCGACAGUGCUGAGAAUCUUGGUGAGGUUCUUCGUGGUGAUCGUAUAGAAAAUUCUCCAUAUGAGUUUCAAAUGCGAGUUCCACAGAUGUGUAAUGUCGUAUGUCGCAUAGUACUGGAUGACAAAACAACCAAAGAAUUUAAGGAGAAGAUCGAUGACGAGUAUAGAGUUAACAUGAUAUUAGACAAUCUACCGUUGGUUGUUCCAAUGACAAGGUUGGAAAAAGAUUCACCCGUUAUAUAUCAGCAUGGAUUCUUUGUUGGGCGCAAAGUACAAUAUGCAGGAACAAAGGAAGAAAAGUAUUUUAUCAACAAUCAUUUGACAUUCACAGUCAAGUAUCACAAGGAUGUUCAAACAGACUCUGCAAGAAUUGUAGGAUUUGAGGUGAAUGCUUUCAGCGUGAAACAUCAAUAUGAUGGAGAUUGGACUGGCAAGAACCGCUUAACGACAUGUGAUGCACAUGCAAAACGGACGGUCACAAGCUCAGAUCCUCCACAAGAGGUUGAAAAUAAAAAGGAAGUCAUAUUCACUUAUGACGUUGAUUUCCAGGAGAGUGAUAUCAAAUGGGCAUCCAGAUGGGACACUUAUCUUCUAAUGGCAGAUGAUCAGGUUCACUGGUUUUCAAUUGUGAACUCACUCAUGAUAGUUCUUUUCUUAUCGGGUAUGGUGGCCAUGAUCAUGUUAAGAACACUUUACCGCGACAUUUCCAAAUACAACCAAUUAGAAACACAAGAAGAAGCCCAAGAAGAAACAGGCUGGAAAUUGGUUCACGGAGACGUUUUCCGCCCUCCCGUUAACUCAGAUUUACUAUGCGUUUAUGUCGGAACCGGUGUUCAAUUCUUCGGUAUGAUCUUAAUCGCCAUGAUAUUUGCCGUACUCGGGUUUCUUUCCCCUUCUAACCGAGGCGGGCUCAUGACGGCCCUACUUAUACUCUGGGUUAUCAUGGGUAUCUUCGGUGGGUACGCAUCAGCUCGUCUUUAUAAAGCGUUUAAAGGAACAGAAUGGAAAUCAAUCGCUCUCAAAACCGCUUUCUUGUUCCCAGGGAUCGCGUUUGCGAUCUUCUUUGUACUCAAUGCGUUAAUCUGGGGGGAGAAAUCAUCCGGUGCGGUUCCUUUCGGUACCAUGUUCGCUUUGGUGUUCUUGUGGUUUGGAAUCUCGGUCCCACUUGUUUUUGUCGGGAGUUAUAUCGGAUUUAAAAAGCCCGCACUUGAAGAUCCGGUGAAAACCAAUAAGAUCCCGAGACAAAUACCCGAACAAGCUUGGUACAUGAGCUCCGCUUUCUCGAUUUUGAUCGGUGGGAUACUUCCAUUCGGUGCAGUUUUUAUCGAGCUCUUUUUCAUAUUAACAUCGAUCUGGUUGCAACAGUUCUACUACAUCUUCGGUUUCCUUUUUAUCGUGUUUGUGAUAUUAAUUGUGACAUGUGCCGAAAUCACAAUCGUGCUAUGCUACUUCCAGCUGUGCAGUGAGGACUAUCUUUGGUGGUGGAGAUCAUAUUUAACAUCGGGUUCGUCGGCUUUAUAUCUCUUUUUAUACACCAUUUUCUAUUUCUUCACGAAACUUAACAUUACCAAGCCAGUUUCGGGUAUCUUGUACUUUGGGUAUAUGCUGAUUGCGUCGUACGCUUUCUUUGUGCUCACGGGUACGAUUGGUUUCUAUGCGUGCUUCUGGUUUACGAGGCUUAUUUACUCUUCAGUGAAGAUCGAUUGAUUGAUUGAUUGAUAAGGGAUGAUGAGUAAUAUGUAAUCUUUUGAAUGGUUUUUAUAGGGAAUUAGGGUAUGUUAUUGAUGUUUAGUUAUACAAAAUGUUAAAAGGUUACUUGCCCUGCAUAAUUUGUAUGUAGAGAUUUGAGAGGAUUAUUAUGGAUUUUUUUAUGUUUAUUGAUUUUUGUAUCAAGAUUUUGAAGUUUUUGUGUGUUAA
This is a messenger RNA of Helianthus annuus (common sunflower), 2399 nucleotides long. Its product is annotated as transmembrane 9 superfamily member 8. NCBI's taxonomy places the organism in Eukaryota, Viridiplantae, Streptophyta, Magnoliopsida, Asterales, Asteraceae. The transcript is spliced from 7 exons. Bases 270 to 2189 code for a protein of 639 amino acids. The record is from RefSeq and is a predicted model, not a curated record. Gene Ontology annotation, biological process: protein localization to membrane. Gene Ontology annotation, cellular component: membrane.